Molecule: messenger RNA, 795 nt
Organism: Penicillium olsonii
Lineage: Eukaryota; Fungi; Ascomycota; Eurotiomycetes; Eurotiales; Aspergillaceae
Source: the annotation of a GenBank genome assembly
AUGACCGGGAAUAGUUACAAUGCCGCGGACUUGAAUUCAGUCCUGCAGACACUCUCAAGUCUCGCUCCUCAGGCACAAUCUCAGAUCCAAUCUCAGGCUCAGGCCCAAGCCCAGCCUCAACCCUCUGCCUAUAACACAUCCCUUCCUACCCCACAAAAGAGGCCUUAUUCAAGUACAAACACACCCGCACCCCGAACUCAAGAUCCACGCCAGUUGCACUCAAAACCACCAUCAACACGCCCAGCCUCAACUGGCCCGGAAUCAUCAACUAUCACUACAUGGCCCGCAGCGCUCCGUCAUGUCAUGCGAACCGUCAGUCUAAAUGAAGAGACACAAUUGCGGAUCCGCGGAAUGAUCCGGAGCCAGCACCGCCAUGAACAGAACUGGUUCGAUGCUCGCCAAGCACUGAUUAAACAACAAGAAGGGCGUCCUCAGAAGCAGCGGGAGUUAGAUGCAGUGCUCCGCUCGAUAGGUGCCCCUGUCAAAGAAGAUGAUGGCUCUACCGAGAAAGAGGUUGCAGCAGAACUCGCGAAGUAUGACCUCAAAGUCCAUACUGCUGCUGUGAAAAUGGCGGAUGCCCUCUCUGCUGAAUUGCGAGGGAUGGACAUUCCCUUCUUUACAAUACGCAAAGAUCUGGUACAAGAUACCCCCCGGAAAGAAGAACAUGGUGGCGUCGGUCUACAACGACAAGCUCAAACUAGUACACCUGCAGCUCCCUCACCAAUCACCAAGUCCGAGUUAAUGGCGUUACAAAAUCGCAUGCUUGGGCUAUUGGAGGAUCUAUGCAAAGAGUGA